Messenger RNA from Verticillium nonalfalfae, 1443 nucleotides. RefSeq lists its product as uncharacterized. Gene Ontology annotation, biological process: L-glutamate transmembrane transport. Lineage: Eukaryota; Fungi; Ascomycota; Sordariomycetes; Glomerellales; Plectosphaerellaceae. The transcript has 2 exons. The coding region runs from base 1 to 1443 and encodes 480 amino acids. The record is from RefSeq and is a predicted model, not a curated record. Gene Ontology annotation, molecular function: L-glutamate transmembrane transporter activity; neutral L-amino acid transmembrane transporter activity; glutamate:sodium symporter activity. Gene Ontology annotation, cellular component: plasma membrane.
AUGGGUGUCGACGAGGAGAAAAGGGCCAUGGAGUCCAACGACCAGGUCAAGGAGAGUUCCUCCUACGACCAGCCCACCCCUCAGCCCACCGGUCCUGUUUCCGCCGAGGUCGAAACAGUCAAGAAGCCUUGGUGGCACUCGGUCAAGGAGCCCGGCUCCGCCACUCAAAUUGUCAUCGCCGCCGCCCUCGCCAUCGGCAUCGGUCUGGGUGUGUCUGCUGGCGUGGGUGUGGACAAUAUCCCUGAGGCUGCCCCCGUCAUCAUCGGUAUUCCUGGUUCUCUCUGGCUUCGCGCACUUCGCGCCACUGUCCUCCCCCUGAUUAUUUGCGCAAUGAUCUUGGCCAUCCAGCGUCUGCGCGAAGUUGCUCAAGGUGCUGCCGUCCUUGCGAAGUGGACCAUCUCCUACUACGUUCUCACGACCAUUCUCGCCAUUGCUUUCUCCAUCAUCAUGACGUCUCAAAUCUGGGAGCCCUUGAUGGAGAAUGCCGCCACGGGAGAGGGCGAUUCUGAGUUGGAAGAGAGGAAGCCUCACCAGAUUGUGCAGACACUCUUCUUCACUCUGAUCCCCCAGAACGUCGUCUACGCUCUCGCCAACGACGAGCUGCUCGCGAUUCUUGUCACUUCGAUCAUUGUCGGAUACCUGAUCAGGGAUCCCGCAACCUCCGCCAUUCUUCGUGCCGUCAUUGAGGUCGAGGCUAUGAUCACCAAGAUCAUUACCUUCCUCAUCAAGCUGGCGCCCAUUGGCGUGUUCUUCUUGAUUCUUCCCAACCUCUUCAAGCUCGACAUGGCCAGUGUCGGUACCAAUCUCGGUGUUCUCAUCGGCGGCUCCAUCAGUUCUAUGCUGAUCCACCUGUGGGUCAUCUUGCCGAUUCUCUUCUUCGCCUUUACUCGAAAGAACCCAUACCCCUACUGGGCCAAGUCGUCGGCCGCGUGGCUCACUGCCUGGGGUACCGCUUCUUCUGCUGCCACCCUUCCCGUCACUCUGCGCGUCGUCCGCGAGCGUGGCGUUCCCACUACCGUCAACAAGUUCGCUGUUCCUCUUGGUUGCUUGAUCAACAUGGACGGUACCGCCAUCUACUUUCCCAUGGUGUGCGUGUUCAUGGCUGCUACCCAGGGCAUCAAGCUCGACGCCGGCCAGUAUAUCAUGAUCCUCCUCUUGUCCACUCUUUCGGCCAUCGGAACUACGCCCAUUCCGUCGUCAUCCCUUGUCUUGACACUCAUGAUCACUUCCUCUGUCGGUAUCCCUGAGACUGAUAUGUUUGCCGUCGUCGUCGCAAUCGACUGGUUCAUCGACCGUUUCCGCACCAUGGUCAACGUUUCUGGUGAUAUCUUCGCUGCUGGCAUCAUUGAGAAGAUGACAGGUGUCCGCGAUCCCGAGGACAUGGUUGAUGAGGACCUUAUUGCCGAGCGUAACAACGUCCACGACAACACUGACCGUGUUUGA